This is a messenger RNA of Carcharodon carcharias (great white shark), 1289 nucleotides long. It is a transcript of the gene esd, whose product is annotated as esterase D/formylglutathione hydrolase. Lineage: Eukaryota; Metazoa; Chordata; Chondrichthyes; Lamniformes; Lamnidae. Gene Ontology annotation, molecular function: S-formylglutathione hydrolase activity. Gene Ontology annotation, cellular component: cytosol. The transcript is spliced from 9 exons. The coding region runs from base 57 to 965 and encodes 302 amino acids. Gene Ontology annotation, biological process: formaldehyde catabolic process. The record is from RefSeq and is a predicted model, not a curated record.
GCCCUGGGACACAGUCCGCUCUCCCUCCCCUUCCCCGGCGCCUACGCGCACACUUUAUGUUCCGUUUUCUGUGGACAAAAGCCGCCGCUGCCCGUGCCCGAUUCCCCGUGAAGAAAAUGACGCUGACUCAAAUUUCAAGCGCCAAGUGCUUUGAAGGAUAUCAGAAAGUGUAUGAACAUGAAAGUUCAGAGUUAAAAUGCAAGAUGCGGUUUGGAAUUUAUUUGCCUCCAAAAACACAGCACGUGAACUGCCCUGCAUUAUACUGGCUUUCAGGCUUAACAUGCACUGAACAAAACUUCAUAACCAAAGCAGCAAGUCAGCAAGCAGCAGCUGAACAUGGCAUUGUCAUUGUAGCCCCAGACACCAGUCCUCGUGGCUGCAAUAUUCAAGGUGAAGACGAAAGCUGGGACUUUGGUACAGGGGCUGGAUUUUACUUAAAUGCCACAGAGGACCCUUGGAAGAUGAACUACAGGAUGCACGCAUACAUUACAGAGGAGUUGCCUCAUCUGAUAAAUGCCAAUUUCUCUGUUAAUCCUGAAAAGAUGUCCAUCUUUGGCCACUCGAUGGGUGGUCAUGGGGCUCUUAUUUGUACUUUAAGAAACCCUGGAAAAUAUAAGUCUGUGUCAGCACUUGCUCCUAUCUGCAACCCUGUGCUGUGCCCUUGGGGUCAGAAAGCAUUUACUGGAUACCUGGGCUCUGAUAAAAGCAAAUGGGAGACUUAUGAUGCUACUUGCCUGGCAAGAACCUAUUCAGGACCUCCCCUCGAUAUACUUAUUGACCAAGGGAAGGACGAUCAGUUCCUGGCUGCAGGACAAUUACUCCCUGAAAACUUCAUUGCAGCAUGUACUCACAAGAAGAUACCUGUUGUUUUUCGUCUUCAGGAGGGGUAUGACCACAGCUACUACUUCAUCGCUACGUUUGUUGGAGACCACAUCAAGCACCAUGCAAAGUACCUAAAUGCCUAAGAGUCACCAGCAGUAAUGAACAUCUCAACUAUGCCUUUUAAUCAUGUAGAAAUCAAAGAAAAUAAUCUCCCUAUGAGAAACUAGCUAUUGACAUGAUGUUCCAGAAUGAUGAACUGUCAUCUUCUCCCUUUCCCCCAUGUGGUGGCUGGCAGGUUUUUGAGAGUUUGUUGGCCUGCAUUGUGCAGUUCAUCCUGGAAACAGAUCUGUGCCCAUCUGAAAUCAUUGCACUUGAUUUGUUUUUGAAAUCAAGGUCAUCCUGCCCACUUCAACCCAAGGAAAUCAACCUGUGAGCACAACCUUUGAAUAAAGUCAAUUAAGCAGCAA